CAAUGUGGUGGGGAUGAUGAAACACUGCUAACAUUGCAGCAUAGGGCCUGAGCAAUCCUCUAUGUCUACCAUUCUUGGGUUUCUAUGAACUCUAAAUAACAAUUUACUUUGAGUGUUUUAGGCAACCAAUAAUACAGUUUUUUGACAAUUAUUUUGUUAACUGAGACAUAACCUCAUAUUCAAUAUCUAAUUUCAGCAUAGCACAGUGCUCUAGAUACCGAUUUGCAUAAAAACCCAAACAACAAAAUAACGAAAAUGGUCCUUUCUGAUGGUGCUAAACAGCGAUUGUCGCUCGUGAUUGAGUUAACAAAGACUGUUUUCCAUUACAGUUUUAUCCCCACUGUACUUUAUUUGGGAUUUCGAAAAGGUGCUGAUCCAGGAAUGCCUGAAAUUUCGUUGGCUAAUUUACUGUGGUAGAUGUUACAAUAAUGUUAGAAUUUUGUAGUAGAGAAAUAAAUGUUCAAUAAAAAUAAAAUUAUUUAAUAAAUAA
Molecule: messenger RNA, 490 nt
Organism: Tribolium madens (black flour beetle)
Lineage: Eukaryota; Metazoa; Arthropoda; Insecta; Coleoptera; Tenebrionidae
Gene: Tom7
Product: mitochondrial import receptor subunit TOM7 homolog
Exons: 4
Coding region: 256-417 (53 amino acids)
Biological process (GO): protein import into mitochondrial matrix
Cellular component (GO): mitochondrial outer membrane translocase complex
Source: RefSeq, a predicted model, not a curated record